Molecule: messenger RNA, 420 nt
Organism: Aspergillus thermomutatus
Lineage: Eukaryota; Fungi; Ascomycota; Eurotiomycetes; Eurotiales; Aspergillaceae
Exons: 1
Coding region: 1-420 (139 amino acids)
Source: RefSeq, a predicted model, not a curated record
AUGUUGAACCUGACCCGAAGAAUCCUUUUCGGCCAACUCAAAAAUAAAGGUAUCACCACGGAAUGGGGAGCGGAAAAUCUUAACCAGCUGCGCCAGCACGGUAAGAGAACAAAGGAUGACCCGACGCCACCGACACAAGGAGCCGACAGACCGGAGCAGAGAGGUGAGGAGACGGCAACUGCUGAUGUCCUCGAGACUACCGACGUUGAACCCAAUUCAGUUGUUAAUACGCACACCCCUUUUCAUCUGCCGCGUUCGGAGCCGCUAAUUAACUUUUUCCGCAGAGCGUGCUCACAAGUUAUCCUAUCUACAUCUACCUUCGCCCAUAUCUGGUCUGAUGCGGACCGUCAGGCCAUUCCUGAUUAUGACUCUGCACGACUGACAUACACCCAGCUGGUGGAGCUGUAUAACUACCUAUAA